This is a messenger RNA of Rhincodon typus (whale shark), 1631 nucleotides long. RefSeq lists its product as uncharacterized. Lineage: Eukaryota; Metazoa; Chordata; Chondrichthyes; Orectolobiformes; Rhincodontidae. The transcript has 13 exons. Bases 146 to 1321 code for a protein of 391 amino acids. The record is from RefSeq and is a predicted model, not a curated record.
GUCUUCCUGAAGCUGAACGGGCGGUGGGUCAGCAAUUGGUUCUUGUUCCACUACCGGGAGAUAAAACACAGGAGUCCUGAAAGAUUGAGUGAACACACCAACGCUACAUCUCGGCUAAGUGAUUGCUAAAAUAUCAGCCAGUGAGAUGAGGAUUCUGCUGCUCCUUUUGGGUUAUCUGAUUGCAGACUCAGCACUCACUGACCCCUGUGUGAAUUACACAACCUUGAACCAGUCCUGGAGGAGUAUUGAUUGUACUGAGACUGAAUGCUCUGGCCAGUUGAUGUGUGACAACGUUCUCAGCGCCGGAUGGUAUAAAUUUCAAAGUUCUGGUGGAUGGAGAAUUCCGGAUACUGUAGUCACGGGGAGGCAAUGUUCCACACGUGCCACAGGCUGGUUACAAGGCUCACAUCCCACCGUUGAACAGGGAGAAGUAACGAGAAAAGCUUGUUUUAACUUGGAUGGAAAUCGCUGCCACUGGAAUCGGGAGAUAAAGAUCAAGAACUGUUCGAACUAUUUUGUUUAUUGGUUACAGCCGACCCCUAACUGUGACGCUGCUUAUUGCACGGUUGUGGAUUUAGAUCAUAGUGACCCGUGUGAAGAUCAUAUUGUCCUGGAUCAGCCCUGGAGGAAUAAGAAUUGUGAAAAUACGGAAUGCUCCGGAAUGCUGAUGUGUGAUACCAAUACUAAUUAUGGAUGGUACAGAUUUAAGAGUUCUGGCGGAUGGAAAAUGUCAGAGACCAUAAUUCCAACACAUCGCUGUUCCGCAUAUUCCACUGCCUGGUUACAAGGUUCUCAUCCAGACAGAGUUGAUGGAGAAGUGAUAAGGACAAUUUGUAUUCACUGGAAUGGAAACCCCUGCUAUUGGGUGCAUGAGAUAAAGGUCAAAAACUGUGCCAGUUUCUUUGUUUAUGAGUUGAAGUCAUUAUUCUACUGCGCUGCCUAUUGCACAGAUCCAGACUCAGCACCAACUCAUUUGCCCGAGGAACAAUCAACCUGGCAAACUUUUGAGCAGUCGUCACUUAUGCCCACAGGAACUGCAACCUCAGGCCCAGAGUCAGCACCAACUCAUUUGCCUGAGGAACAAUCAACCUGGCAAUCUUUUGAGCAGUCAUCACUUUUGCCCACAGGAACUAAAACCUCAGAUAUUCAAUACACUUGGAUUAAUGUGACGAUCAUUUCCAAGGUGGACCUUGAAGAAGAUACAGCAAAGAGAAUUGCUAACGCGACGGUGCAAAGGAUGGUCAAUGAACAGGCAGGUACAGAGACUGAAUUGGAACUGGAAGAUGUUCGUUGCUGGGCUGUCAAUUAUCUGGAAGCCUGAAAGCAAUAAAUAUGUUCAUGAGUACCAGAUACCUGUAACUCAGUUGUCGUACAUCUUAAAGUUUUGUUCCACAAUGAUUUGCUGUCAUCUGCACAUUUUUCAACACAAGAGAACUGUUGGCAGAGAGUUAAUCUCUAACUAGAAAUGUAUUCAUGUUAUAAUGCUAUUAAUUGUCCUUAAUUCAGCAAAUGUGUAUAAGCUUAAUGCAUUUUUAUUUCAUUUUAAAAUCCCUGUAUAAGUAAUGACUUCUUGUUAGCUGAAACCAGAUUGACAUUACAAUUCUAGCCCUUGUCAGGAUUAAGUGCUCUAU